Effrenium voratum is the source of this 2394-nucleotide messenger RNA. The record is from the annotation of a GenBank genome assembly. Lineage: Eukaryota; Dinophyceae; Suessiales; Symbiodiniaceae.
AUGGUGCACAACGGCGGCCGGCAACGAAUCUCCGACUUGUUGGACUACGUAUCCCUGCACCGCAUCUCGGUGCCCUUUCUGCGGGAAGAGGAGGUGCCCGCAGAGGCGCUCGCCGGGGCCGUGGAGCUGGACAUGGAGCAGCCCGAAGUCUCGAGCGCCAAGGUGCUGCGGCGGCGCUUGCGGCGCUCCUUCUGGCAGGAGGUGCGCGAGGCGGUGCCUGCGUCGGUGCUGCGGCUCGCAGGGGAGCUGCACGGCACCGGCAUGCGGCCCACUUCGGGGCUCUUCGAGCCCUCGGAGAAGGUGCUGCGCUUGUGGCGGCUGAUGGCGCCACAUCUUGGCCAGGACUACCUGGCAGUGCACGUGCGCCGAGGGGACAAGUUGGUCAUGCCCGGCCUAGCAGAGGCCACCUGCCCCGCAGCUGUGGCAGGUUUUGUCUCCCGCGUGGCCGGGCAGUGCCGGAAAGUCUAUGUGGCCACCAACGAGGAGGUUGAGAACUAUGAGGAGGCGUUGAAAGAUGCGGGCUUCCUUUGCUAUACGGCGAGGAGCCUGGUAUCCUUGGACGCCUUCACUGAGCUGGCGGACGACAACUACCUGCUCUUUGCGGUGGAGAUGAAGCUGGUAGACGAGGCUAAGGUAUCAGUGCGGACCUUCAACGACGCCACUCCCUGGUUUUGUAGCCACAGCAAAGUGAGCCACUUCUUGCUGGACCGCAGCAUGCAUGACUACGUUCUGGGGCUCAGCGGCCUGGGCCGCAGCUCGCGGCACUUCUGCAACCCGCUGGACUUCGAGGCUCUGCGCUUUGACGCGCUGGACGCCGCGCUGCCGCGGCGGCCCACGCGGUCCGAGAGCUGCGAGGUGCCAAGACACGUGCUGGUGUUCGAAGGAUGGAGCACGGCGCGGAGCUGGCGGGACGUCCCUGCCUCCAUUUGGCCCAUGCGGCGGUGCGCGGAUGGGAGCUGCCAGGUGGAGGUGAGCUUUUGGGGCCCCGAGCUGCCAAGCCCUACGUCAAUCACCACCUGGACAGACUACUUCGGGCCUUUGGCCAGCUUCCAGGACACCUUGCCCAGCGGUCCGCGCAGGUCGACGCUCUUCGGCUUCGAGAAUGUGUCGCCGCAGCACCAAGGCCGCCGCAGGGCGGAGCUGCCGCGGGCCACGGGCGCUGUGUUUGCGUACUGCUCCCUGGGCCGCGUGACCGUGACGGACAGGAAGGGCCGCCUGGAGCUGUGCGCGGGGCAGUACGGCGCCUUUGCGGCGCCGCUGUCUCUGGCCCUGGCGCCCGCCACGCGGCUGGUGGCGGUCCAUGCGGAGCCCUUCACUGCGCUGAGGAGCUGCGGGGGCCCGGUGGAGCCCAAGGGCCGCUUGAGGUAUGUGGAUGGAUGUUCGGACACACUGCUGCUGGCCCCGCCCAAGCUGUCCGACCCGUGCCUGAACCUGCUGCACUUCCCGGCUCACAUCUCCCAGACGGCCCACACCCAUCCCUCCCUGCGCUGCGGUUUGAUCGCCGGCGGCGCAGGGUAUUGCCAGCAUCCGGGCGGCCAGCUGCAGUUGAAGCCAGGGAUGGUGUGGGCCAUUCCAGCCGAGACGGUGCAUUCCUUCCACACGAAAGCCCAGGAGUUGAACGUCAUCGCGUACCACCCAGACACCGAUUGGGGCCCGCAGGAUGAGGACCACCCCAUGCUGAACCGCACCUGGGUGGACGGCCGCAAGAUCGACAACUCCAAGCACGGCGCCGAUAUGCUGUGCACCGAGCAAAGUUUGGUCGAGGCGCUCAGGGCCCAGACCAAUGGCAAGGAUCAGAAAGGAGUACUUGGGCCCCUCACGACGAACAGUGACGACCGGAACGGGACGACAACGAAUGGCGCCAAGCGAUGGGUACAGGCGCUGGCUGUACUGGAAGACCAGACACCUUUGCUUUUGCAACCUGCUCCAUCUCCAGACGAAUCCGUUGCCUCGGUGAGUAAAACUGGUCAGCCGGUCAUGGAACUUGCCGCCGAUGGCCCACGGCAGGUGAGGCUCCACAAGGGGCAGCUCACGGUCUCCAAGGUGUACAGCCCGCUGCACUCCAAGCUGAAGGCCCACCUCGCCAAGCCAUAUGCGGCAUCUGUGGCACGGAAGCUCCUGGACGAGGACUGGCGGGUGCGGCUGGCCGCGGUGGUCGCCUUGGGUGACCUCAAGGCCAGUUUCGCAGAGCAGGUGGGCGCACUCUGCCGGGAUCCGGACAACCAGGUAAGGCGAAGCGCACUUGCGGCUCUUGAGAAGAUGGGCGCUGCCCCUGCCUUGGCUGCGGGUUUCCUCGGUGACGACGACGCUGCAGUGCGUAAGGAUGCGGCGACGGUGUAUGCCGCACUGGGCGGCGGCCAAAUGGAUGACGGCGAGUUGUCCGAGGCAGACUGA